CGAGCAAGCAUUCUUUUCUCUCUGUGUUUUCGCGGCGCUUUAUAAAUAAACGACCACUUCACCUGGUGCCGUUCCGCUCUACGGCGAACACGCGUAGCAUCGUCGUCGGAAGCACGUGCCUCUCUCCUCUCUCUCUUGGGCCCAUCAUCGGUUUUCGAGUAUCGUUCGUUUGCAGAAGAUUAGGCGAGAAGGGGACGCUAGAGUGUCGAGACCUCGUGUUACGGCAUACUUCAGUUGGUCGGCGAAAAAAAGAUCGCGAAACCUAACACAAAUCUUGCGACAAAGACUUUCGAAAAAAAAGAUUACGUUUGUCAAAGAAUCUUGAAUAAGCACCGGUAUCGAUAACAAUAAUGGAGCGAGACGCGCCUGAAUCGUGAUUCUCGCAACAAGUCUCGCGACGAAUCAAACAGCGAUCACGCGCAGCGGUUGUGUCUUCUGCUGUGGUGGCGACGGGAAGAGGAAGGGGGGGGGGGAAUUGACAAGCGGCCAUGUUUGGUAGCGGUGGCUGCACGUGUUGACGCGGCCAGUUGCAGCUUCGCGGCCAGAUGGUGCAUAUGCAUAUUACACGUGUAAGAAAGGACAGCAAGGAGGAUUAAGCUGAAGAUACUCUCGAACGAAUCGACGAAACGACGCCGUCGUCGCGACGCCACAUCUGGUUAAGACGUAAGACGGUGAGAGAGACGGAGAGAAAAGGAGAGAGAGGAGGGGAAACACCGUGGUGUUCGCGCAGGCGUGUUGGCGCAGUCGAUCAGUCAACCGGUGGCUAAUAUCAUCUGGUCGCUUCGAACUUCGGACGAAACCGUGAUCAAGUUAUCGCUAUCGUGUUUGUGUGUAUAUGUCCUUCACGGUGAGUUUGUUUACGGUAUGAUACGUCUCGUGCUAUAUCCAUGAGAAGUGUAAUGGAAUUUUGUUUUUCGACAAUCGUUUCCUUCUGAUAAUGUUUGCGACCAGCACCGAGUGAAACCAGAACGAAAUCGCGGAUAUUUUGAUGAAUAUUAUUUCCGUCCGCGCGAGUUGUCAGUCUGACAAAUUCUUGGCUUAUUAAAGGACAGUGAAGCGUGAUUAAUCGAUUAUAAUUCGCGAAAGAAGUGUUCUGCUGAACUAUCGACGAAAAAAAAGUAAAGACAUCGAGGACGAAGAUUUAUGAAAGAAUCGAAGAAAACCAUCGCGAGGUUGUCGUUACGACAAUAUUGAUAAGCGAGAAGGCAGAAUUUGAAGAGGAGGAAAGAUAAGAUGUCGGUGUAACGGACACUAUCUUGACACAGGUACUCUUGUAUACUCCGAGACUCGUAUAGGUGGAAACUAAUUUCGAUCUCGGUGUCGAGAAAGUUGACGCAAUGAUUCUUCCUUCAUAAAUAAGUCGCGCGCUAUAUGCACGGUACUUUAUUCUCUUUUCGUUCCAAUCGUCGUAGUUGCCGCUGUCAUUGUCGCCGGAAGGACGAUGCAUCGCGCGCGUAACAACCGCCGAGAUAAACCAUCAUCGCGAUUACCGGCAGUGUAUUAUCGGUGGUGAAUGGAGAGCUAAACCAGUGGAUCAGAUCACACGAACAACUGAUGCAGUGAUGCAGUGCCGUAGUGUUAGUGACCAGUGCACGUGCCCGUUGUUUGGAUUACUUGAAGAUGCCUUCGUCCGGCGGCGGGUAUUAUGACGACAGGAAUCCUCUGCUCAAGGGCACCUUAUCGAGCGUGGAACGAGACCGGCUUCGGGAGCGAGAGCGACAGGCACGCGCGGCGAUGUCGGUUCAGGCAGAGCAGGCGGCUGCGGGAGGCGGUCCUGAUACGAGACACCAUCAUCACCACCAUCAUAACCACGUGCAUCAUCACUCCAAUAUACAUGUCUCCACACCGAACCUCUUCCGUGGUGGUCCCGUCAGGGCCGAUCCCGAUCCGCAAAUCCAGUCUAAGCUGGGCAACUAUCACCUAGUGAAGCAUCUGCUGGAUGAGCCUAAACGUCUGAUCGGCAUCGACGGCAUCCCGCAGAGCCCAGCGCCCUCGCCGACGCCCUCCGCCCACAAGUCCAGCACAGGCAGAAACUGUUCCCCGUCUUCGGGGCAGGAGUUUAAGAAACCCGGCGGACUCAGGGGAUCGAGCGGCUCCUCGUCUUCCUGCUCAGCCGGCGGCUCGUCGGCCACGAGCCACCAACAACGGGGCGGCUUCGUCAAACCCGCCGACGGCAAGCCGCCCUACGGCGGCCGGGGUGGCUAUCCCGGUCAGCCGGUCAAGCACGGCGGAGGCAGUAACGAUCAUCGCAACCACGGCUUACUUCCGGCCAAGGGCCCCCCGCCCCUCGUACCCCCGCACGUACCGCCCGCCCUCGUAGGGAGCAAUGGCUCUUUGCCGGUUGGAGGCAAUUCCGGUGGCGGGAGUGGUGGUGUCGUCGGUAGCAAUUUCGGCGGCGGUCUCGCCAGCCGUACUCAAUUCGCCGGCCGGCUAAAGCUGAUCGAGGUUAACGGGUCGAAUUCGCGAUCAUCAAUUGACAGCACAGAUGUGGAGAACAUUCUGAAGGAGAUGACUGUACCACUCACACCAUUGACGGCGAUCGCGCAGACACCGCGAAAGGAGCACGAAUCCAAGUUCACCUUCAACCCUCAUCUUGCAAAGUUGACAGAAGUGGCUCCACCAGAACCUGCAAAGCCUCAACGCGAGAGACAUGCCGCCAGCAGACUAUCUGCUGAUCUCGAGCGGGACUUGUGCUUGUCAGAUAGCGAUGAGGAGAACAAGGAGACAUCGUCGAGACCGACGAAAGCAAACAGGAGUCCAGAUCUCACGGUUGUCGUGUCGAUAGCAUUAUCACGAAUCGAGAUGUCCAAUUUUCCGCAUCGUUUGAUUUCGCGUCCUUACAGCCUACCAACGCCACUGAUCCCGGCGAUGACACCGGCGCCGACGCCUUUAUCGCCCAUGGCCAUGUCACCCAUGGGACCGCUCUCACCACCGCGGCAGAUCAGUCCGCCCAAAUAUCCGUCACCGAAGCGGACACCGGAACAAGCGAUGUCACCUCUACCCGGUAUUGCCAGUCAUACGGUACGUUACCCACCAUCGACGAAUCCAAUCGUCGUCAACCUUGGUCAACCAUCGAGUCCAGCUGAGGCGCCGCAGAGCUCCGGAAGCGCUAGCACGAGCUCGGGCACGGACUCUGGCACGGAUUCCGGUUCGGACAGCAGCGAUGAUUCCGAGGACGAGGAUGAUGUGACGUCGGCGGCACCUCCGGUCAAGGGACCCACGACGCCGCCGUCAGUGUCGCCGAAGCAAGAAAAUCUGGUGGAAGAACCGCCACCCGCCGUGGAGGAGCGCCGCUGGGAUCUCAGCUCCUUCUUCAACAAGACGGUACAGCAAGAGCAGAAUUCCGAAUCGAAGCCGACUCAGGAUAACGCUAGACGGGAUGAUACAUCUGAGAUAAAGACGGAGAACAGCAGAUCACACAGGGAACAAUCUCAUGAUUGGCAGCUUGAUGAAGCCCUGAAGAGAACUCACAUGGGUUCUAUUAGUGACAGCGAUCAUCAUUCCGAUCAGGAGAAGAUUCAUCAGAUGAUCGAAGACAAUCGCUCUCAGAUAGAGAAGCCAAAGGUGGCCGACACCAGAAAACGCGGGCGACCCAGGAAAUCUAAUAAGAGUCCGAAGCGCGGUCAUCGGACAUCAGACGAGAGUUUGAAAAACAGUAAGCCGCGUAGUCGGACGAGGACAGUCGGCGGUAAUACUUCUGGCAAGAAAAAGCAGCCCAAAUCAAAGGAAACGGUGACUACGAGCGAUGACGACAGUGACUCGAGAUCACAGAGUGAUUCUGAUAGCGAUCGCCAAUCUACCAAAGUAUCGACCGUAGUACCGACGAGAGACGAGAAGAAAUCGAGACUGAGCAGCCUUUCGUCCAGCGAGGACGAGAGUUCGCCGCCGCCGAACAGGAAGAAUAACAACAGUGCCUCCGAGGACGACGCCACACGAUGGACAAGAGUCUCCUCUAUCAAACGGAACAAUUUGUCAGACUCGCCGAAAAAGCAGGACAAGAAGAAGAGUCCCGCCAAGGGCAAACCCAGACGGCCGAGGUCUAGGGUGACCAAAGUUACCGGCGGUUCUGAUUCCGACAGCGAAUCAGAGGUGUCUGUGAGAAAUAGUCGUAUCAAAGUUGCUCGAGUACCACCCAGACCAAGAGCACCACCCACGAGGACGACUUCACCUGAUAACUCCGACAGUGACAACAAUCCAGCGUCCAAACUGCAGGAAGAUGACGCUGGUAAUGUGCAAGACAAGAAGAAAAGCGACACGUUGCGGCACGUCUUCUCGACGUCAAAGGGCGGCGGGAAGGUUGGCGGCAAAGGUGGAAAAGGUGGCAAAGGUGGUGGUAAAUGCGGUAUCUACGUGGAGGAGUACACGAGUAAUUCUGCCACACCGACCGGCGGAGAUAGUCCUUACAAGAGACCAUCUUCACGGACAUCCAGUGGUGGCAACAAUAUACUCUUGCGCUCAUCCCCCGCACUCAUCCACGUGAAUGGCGUGCCAAGUCUGAUAUGCAAGAUAGAUCUCAAUAGGAUAUCUUCGCAAAUAUUGCUAUUAGCAAGGGGACAGGAGCUUAGACGGCGCACGGAAUUACCUGAUACCAGGCCGUCUUCGAGACAGAGGCCGUCCUCCAGCUUGGCGAUUUCGCAACCACCGAGACCGCCUACGCCGGAAGAUGGCGAGAUUGUCGACACACCACCGCCACAACAGAUCCCAUCGGACCGCGCUAGAAUUCAUCGCACCGACAUCGGUCUACUGGGUAAUAACGGUGACAGAAAUUCGCGUACUGUAAUCAAAGCUCAGUCGAUGUCAUCGGGCUCGAAGAACGGUGGUUCUAUGCUUGAAGGUGAUACCGGUGGUGCUAGUAGUGGUGCCGGUGCGAUCGGUGGCGGUAGUGCGCCCAAGAGGAAACGUAAUCCAAGUUGUAGUUCUGUGUCAAGUUUAAGUCCUGUUCAAUGUUCGUUGCACACAAAAACCAAGAGUUCGUCCGAGCAUAAGGACAGAAAUCGCAAGAGGCAACGGAGGCACGCUACAGACGAUGGCCUGAUGUCCUCUCAAAGUGACAUCCAGCCGACGAAUCAUGAAAGGGACGAGAAACAAGAUACGAGCUUAUUACCGCCGCCACCUCUUCCAGCUCAACGCGUCUACUAUUCUUACUUCGAUCCACAGAGUGAAAUUUUGGAGGAUCAGGAUAGGGACCAUGAUCAGUACCUGACUGAAGCUAAGCAACUGAAGCAUAAUGCCGACGAAGAAAACGAGCUUACAGCGCAAGGCAUGAUGUAUUUAGAGGCCGCUCUAUACUUCCUUCUAACUGGUGAUGCGAUGGAAUCGGAUCCAGUCACGGAGAAAGCCUCGUACACCAUGUACAAGGAUACUCUUAGUCUCAUUAAAUACAUCUCGUCAAAAUUCAAGAGUCAACCUAACAAUUCACCCGAAAAUAGUAUACAUACGAAGCUAGCUAUCUUAAGCCUUUUGUGCCAGUCACGCUUGUACUCCAAACUUUACAACUUACGCAAGCAGGAAGUGAAAGAGGUUCAAAAGAUCGUCAACGACUUCAAUCAAAAACCUGCUCAAACAACUCCAAUGCAGCCGGAGGGACAAGGUACACCUUCUCUUUCACCUACGCCAUCACCCGCCGGUUCUGUAGGUUCAGUUGGCAGUCAGAGUUCCUCUGGAUAUAGCAGUGGCGGACAACAUCCGGCAACAUCGGGCCAAUAUGUUAGUGUGCCAUUGCACGUAUACAAUGCAAUGAUAAAACAGAAUCAGUAUUCAGGAUUACUUACGAACAGUCACGAUUUAUGGGACCAGGCGAUAAAGCAGGCGAAACAGGAAGAGCACAGAAACUUUUUCAUUGACUUGGAUCGAAGAUUGGGACCCCUGACAUCGUAUAGCUCAGUACGCGAGCUCGUGCGAUACGUUCAAGCGGGUAUAAAGAAGUUACGAGCUCUCUGACCACAGUGGCAUAGCCCCCGACCACCUACCCCAAAUUACAUUACCUCUCUUCCUCAAAACAUGGUCACUUACCCGACCAUGUUCACGUAGUUGCGUGAUAUCGCGUUAAUUACAGCAACUAUCAUUUUCAUGUAAUCGGAGAUAUGAAAAAUAGGAAGAAGCGAUGGUGAUGUGUCGUUGACGAGCGAAAUCACAGACUAUUUUCUCUUAGAGAAGUGGUCUCGGGGGUGCGAUCGAAUCGAUAACGAGGAUCAUGAUAAUUUCUAGAAAAAGAAAAUGAGAGCAGAGCUCGUGGGAUCUCCCUUAGUCGGGCGAUCCACGGACGAUAUGGGGGCAUUCUUCAGAUAAAUUUAGCAGCAAGUUUAUAGUCAAUUGCGAAGCGCGUGUGAAAUCUGAAAGGGCAAAGGAAAAGCAGCCGACCAGAAGAAGAAGCUGCGCUUAUCUUACAACGGUGCAUAACGAACCUCGUGCACUUUGUUUAGAGCACGUGUUACUUACUCUCGAGGCGCAAUGGAGAAUCAUUGAACGGAGAUGAUAUCGAGGUGCUCGCGCAUUAAAUUUCCUAGCGAGCCGCAGUGAUAACUUGUGUCUAUUUUUCCGAAGUGUCCGCUUUUGUAAGUUAACGCAUGUAGAUAUCGACGUGAGAGAUUGAGAGGAGAAUCAGAGGUAGCAGAGAAAAAAGAAAAGAAGAGAGAGAGAGAGAGAGAGAGAGAGAGAGAGAGAGAGAGAGAGAGAGAGAGAGAGAGAGAGAGAGAAGAACGAAGACGAAGAGGAAGAAAAAUAAAAUCACGAAGGGGUAGUAGAAGUGCCACUGAAAAGCGCCCGUGUGUUCUCGCUUCACGGUGCGCCACAGCCGACGUUACCUGAAGCAUGAGUAUCGUUUCGGCGAUUCGAGUGCGAUGAAUAAAAAAAACGAGAAUAUACACAUAUUUAAUAUAUAUAUAGUUUAUUACCUAUAUAAAUAUAUAAAUAGUUAUAUAAAGAUAAGAAUAUAUUUAUAAUAACGAAGACAGACAGAGAGAAUGCAUCUCGCGCGCCGGCGCCGCGUUUCAGUAUAGGGGAACAGAUGACAGAGUUGUAUUCGCAAUAGUGGGAUAAUAUCGUGAUAAAAUGACAAGAGAGGGGAAGUGAUUAAAGUGUGUUCGAUGGAGAGAUGCGCGAGCAACAGGAUCAACAAGAUCGAGCGAUGUACUAUACUUACGUCUAACAUUUGCGUGCGAAGAAUGCCUUUUUUUUUCUUUUUUUUUUCUUUUUUUUUUUGUUUUGUUUUGUAGAUAGAUCACGGGGGAAGUAAUUUAGACUAGAGUAAUUAAUAUGCAACACAGAAAAAAAAGCAGUAACAAAUGCGACACACUACCGAUACAUAUUAUUUACAUUACUUAGAGUUAACCGGGGGAUAUGUAGAGGUUCUUAGAUGAAAAAAAAAGAAAGAAAAAUACAGAUAUACCGCAUACACAUAUACCAUACAUAGCAUUAUUUGAGGAAAUGAAAUACAAGCGAGUAAAGAACAAGACAAGACAUGUUGGAUGAUUGAGAGACGAACAGACAUGAGAUGAUAAUGGAAAUGAUGAAUAAAAAGCAAAUACACACGAAUAAGUAAGUUGCUCAUGUGUAUAUUUUUGUAAAUAGGUAUUUGUGAGUGCCGCGCCGUCUUGAGGGCGGUCUAUCGCCUGAUUGAAUUUGCGGUAGACCGGCCCGCCCCAAUUUUUGCUACCACAGUUCUUGUCGAGAAACAGAUAAAAGAGAAAUCACAAAUAAAUAGGAAAAAAAAGAAUAUAAGAAGAGACGUAAGGAAUGAACAUAUGACGAGAUAUCCGUUGAAUUUAUUCAGAAAAUUAACGAGAUUUCUUUCUUUGAGACUUUUUUGAAUGAAUUUCUGUUCUGUCCCCGUUCUCACGAUCGCUUCUCAAUAUAUCGACUGGUCUAUCGCGCUAGGGAAAAUUUUUGAACGUGUUACGGCAAUUUCAUUGUUCAAAUUUCAUGGAGAUUUAACUUUGUCUCACGAUUCAAAUGCAUCUCUUUCUCCCGAUCGAGAAAUCGACGACGCUCUCGGAUGAAGGUUUUAUUAGCGGGAAAAUGUAACUAUAUAAUAACUAUAAUAUAUAUUAUAUAAUAUAAUAUGUUAUAUAAUAUAUAUAUAUAUAUAAUAAAAAUUAUAAUAGUAUAGCUGCGCGAGUUUACUUUUCUCGAUAAAUCAUCGAAUUUGUGAUGAAUCAAUUUUUUAUUCACAAGAUUGAUACAACACUGAUAUAGAUAGAUAAAUUGAAGGAACCUUUAUCAAGAUUCAAGAUCGAUGGAAACGUGACAGCAUAGUCUAACAUAUCCGAUUCGAAUUUAAUUCUCCCACAAAUUGAAUGGGGCAUUAAGUCCCAUUAGAUCGGAGAAUGAUUGACAACAUUGUUCGAAAGAAUAGGACCAAUUGUCAUUUGUACAAGUCUUAUGAUAAAAUCAUGCUGAUGUACGCAGCUAGCAACUCGAGAAAAAAAUAAAGACGUAACUGAAAGCAGACGGAUUGGCGGGACGACGACGGCCCAUAGUUACUAAGCGCGGUCCAAUGGUUCACGGGAUACAAUUUUAUAUUUCGCGAGUGCUAAAGGAUAAAAAAAAGAGAAGUGAAAUAAAAAUAAUAAUAAAAAAGAAUCUAUUAAGGAGCUUUGAUAUUUUCGAGACACAUUUAUAGCAGAUACAUAUAUCAGGCCCAUUUUCCCGCCAAGCCAAUUGUCCGAAAUGAAUACGGAAAUGUAAAUUUGAUAAAAAUUCUAAAUCAUACAUUCGCGGAGUUUAUCGAGAAAGGAAUACUAGAAAACCGAGAGAGAAUAAUUUAUUACAAUCCCACGAAGAGGAGUUAACGCGCUCGCUAUGCGAUGAACGGAAAAUUAUAUCCAUUUAUUUAUAGAUUUUCUUUUUUAAUAAAUAUUCUUUUCGAUGA
Molecule: messenger RNA, 8869 nt
Organism: Cataglyphis hispanica
Lineage: Eukaryota; Metazoa; Arthropoda; Insecta; Hymenoptera; Formicidae
Gene: lilli
Product: AF4/FMR2 family member lilli
Exons: 20
Coding region: 1621-5940 (1439 amino acids)
Biological process (GO): regulation of gene expression
Cellular component (GO): super elongation complex; nucleus
Source: RefSeq, a predicted model, not a curated record